AUUAUGUUGUUUUAUCAUACAUUAAAUAAACACAUUCGCUAAAUGAAUAGUUUAAUAUUUAAGGUACACAUGCAUAUUUACCAUAACUUCAUACAUACUGUAUUGCAUUUUAUACUGUAACUGUGUGUGUUGUAUAUUAUAUUAUAAUACAUUGUAGUGUAACUAUUAACGCAGCCCAAAAAGGAUGGAAUAUAUAUUGCCGAAUCGUUGUCAAUCGAAUGCUCGACUCGAUGGAAAAACGGUCGUCGUAACAGGAAGUAACACCGGAAUCGGUAAAGAGACAGCUAUGGAAUUCUACAAGAGAGGUGCUCGGGUGAUAAUGGCAUGUAGAAGUGCGUCCAGGACACAAAACGCAAUAGAUAGUAUCAAAAAAAAAACCGAAGAGGAGAAAGACGUCGGCGAGUUGGUCUUCAAGCAUUUGGAAUUGUCUUUUUUGGCCUCCGUGAGGAAAUGCGCAAAAGAAAUAUUGCACACGGAAAAAACCAUUGACAUUUUAGUGAACAAUGCAGGUAUAAUGAUGUGUCCAAAAACGUUGUCCGAAAACGGGAUCGAACUUCACCUUGCUACCAAUCAUUUGGGUCAUUUUCUGUUUACGCUCCUUUUAUUACCCAGGAUUCUGAAAUCCACACCAGCGAGGAUAAUCAACGUUACAUCAUUGGCUCACACGUGGGGUGAUAAAAAAAUGCAUUUCGAUGACAUAAACCUGGACAAAAACUACACGCCCAGCGGGGCGUACGGCAGGUCCAAGUUGGCCAAUAUUUUGUUCACCGUGGAACUGGCCAAACGUUUAAAAGGAACUGGAGUGACGGUCUACGCGGUUAACCCCGGCGUCGUUCACUCUGAUUUGAGUAGGUACGUCGAUCAGACCAUAUUUCCAGGUGCCUCGUGGUUGUACAACAUCUUUACUAAAGUCGUUGUCAAAACACCCCAGCAAGGUGUCCAAACCACGUUGUAUUGCGCUCUGGACCAUAACUGCGCCCACGAGAGCGGAUUAUACUAUAGUGAUUGUAAAAUAAUGGAACCAGAUCCUGCAGCCAAAGACGAACAAGUCAGCCAAGAAUUGUGGGACACCAGUUGUAAGAUUAUUCGUUUAGAUCCUGAGUACAAUCCUUUCAAAGCAGACUUGUAAAUGUCUGAAUGUUAAAACUACGUUCCUGGUGCAUUUCUACAUAAUUGUGAAUAAGGCAAAUCUCGAGAUUUAUAUUAUAUACAAAUUAUUUUUAUAUUAAACUAUUGAAUAGUUUUUAUUUUCUAAAA
Molecule: messenger RNA, 1257 nt
Organism: Sipha flava (yellow sugarcane aphid)
Lineage: Eukaryota; Metazoa; Arthropoda; Insecta; Hemiptera; Aphididae
Product: retinol dehydrogenase 11-like
Exons: 7
Coding region: 185-1129 (314 amino acids)
Source: RefSeq, a predicted model, not a curated record